Oryzias melastigma (Indian medaka) is the source of this 3726-nucleotide messenger RNA. RefSeq names its product EGF containing fibulin extracellular matrix protein 1 (gene efemp1). The record is from RefSeq and is a predicted model, not a curated record. Bases 1056 to 2501 code for a protein of 481 amino acids. NCBI's taxonomy places the organism in Eukaryota, Metazoa, Chordata, Actinopteri, Beloniformes, Adrianichthyidae. Gene Ontology annotation, molecular function: calcium ion binding. The transcript is spliced from 14 exons.
CAAGAAUCCCCCUCAUUGUCAACACUGACCUUUGUCUGCAACAUGCACGCAAACCUAAUAACAUCAGCUUCGUGUUUGGAUCAAAACUGACCCUUUUCGGAGUGAAAGAAAAAUGUAUAAUCUUUUUUUAUUUUCAUUCUUUUUUCUAAUUUUGUUUAAUACCCUGAACUUUUGAACUUUCGGAUGUUUAUUCUAAAAUAAGUCAAAUUGGUGUGUUUUGCUUCAGGCAAACCAUAGAUUGCAGACAAUAAUGCAAGAAAAUAAGUUAAUUAUGAUUUUAAAAUUUGCCAAAAAUGUUGUGUGUGAAUAAAUACUUCAAAAAUAAUUAUGAAUCUGUUAUUAAAUCUGUUUUAGCAGAAAUUGUUGGCUUUCAGCUAGAUUAGUGUUUUUCAAUAUAUAUUUUUUUAAUUUUUUCAUACAUUUUUAUUUAUUUACGUAUUUGUAAUUACUUAAAAUAUAUCGAAUUACCAUUGCUGGCCAAAAGGCAAGUGGAUGUUUUAUUUUAAUUUUAUUUUGUUAACAUUUUAGGCUAUUUGUAAGGUGACGUCAGUUGUCUCUAAAAAAAUACACUGUGUAAUUUGGGCAAUGAGUAAAAAUAAACAAUGUUUUGUUGUUUUUGUUUUAAUGAACUUAUAAAUUAAGGCACAAAGAUUUUCAUCAGCAGCUCCAGCUUCACGGCAGCCUGGUAACGCCGUUGCCUCGCAACAGAGAAGUUUCUGGUCGGAGUACUUUCAUCCCCGGACGGCGUGCUUUAAUCAGCUGAUAGGAUGCAGUGAAGGAGAAGCCGCUGCUCUGGAUAGACCACGCAAGAUUCUGCAGGUGUCCCACCCUUCUCUCAAGUCUGGGAUGCUUCAAGAGUCUGCGAUGAUGGGAGCAAGAUAAGAUGGUUGAAACAGGAAGGCAUGCAGCACACAUCCUGCGUUGGGCUCAAACCCAAAAAAGUCAUAAAACGAGUGUUUGUUGGGGUCACAGGCUGAAAGCUGGUGAAUGGUGACCCGAGUGAGAUGCCUUGGUGACAUCUGACCUCUAACGGGGUGUGUGGCUGACCCUGGAGGAUGCAGCUCAACAAUGGAAGGCACGUGCCUCAGCCUAAUCACCAUGUGCUUCUGCGGAGCUCGGUCAACAUGCUGGGGAUCUGCGUGUGUCUCUGUGCGCUCUUCUCUCAGGUCGCUUCUCAGGUCACCGAGGAGCCCAUCUCCUACACAUGCACAGAGGGCUACAAGUAUGAUGAAGUCAGAGAGCAGUGCAGAGACAUUGAUGAAUGUAAACUAUUAGAAGAUGCCUGUAAGGGAGGGAUGCAGUGUAUCAACAACUUUGGGGGAUACCUCUGCCUCCCCAAGAAUGCGGUCAUCUAUGUUACUAAGGAGGAAAGUGAGCAGGUACCCCUGCCUGACCCAGUACCUCAAGUCCCUGCCGUCCCUCCACUUCUGCCUCAUCUUCCCGUACAUCUUCCAGGCGGUCAGGGGCUCUCCCAGUCUGGUCGGGCCAUUCUCUGUUCACCUGGUUUCACUGCAGACGAACAGAACUUGUGCAGAGAGAUAGAUGAAUGUGCAACAGGCCGGCACACUUGUGGACCUGAACAGACAUGCUACAACACCAGAGGGUCUUUCAUGUGCCAGUGUCUUCCAGGCUAUCUCAGGAACGGGGACCGCUGCGUUGAUAGAGAUGAGUGCACAAUGGGCCACUACUGCAUGCACAGAUGUGUGAACGUCCAGGGCUCCUACUACUGCGAAUGCAACGCAGGUUACAAGCUGGCCAACAACAACCACAGCUGUGUUGAUGUGAAUGAAUGUGACGUGCAGGCCCCAUGUCAGCAUCACUGCUACAACCUGAUUGGCUCCUUUCUCUGCCAGUGUGACCACGGCUUUGAGCUGGCAGCAGACAUGGUCUCCUGCGAAGACAUAGAUGAAUGCAGCCUCUCGAGUUACAUGUGUCAGUACCAGUGUGUUAACACGCCUGGAAGUUACGCCUGCGAAUGUCCACAAGGAUAUCAGCUCCAGGGAAACAGAUUAUGUCAGGACAUAAAUGAGUGUGAGACAGGAACCCACGAUUGCCAAGCUGAUGAAAUGUGCUGGAAUUAUUAUGGAGGCUUCCGAUGCUAUCCCAGAAACCCCUGCGAGUCGCCCUACACCCAGACUUCUGAAAACCGCUGUAUUUGUAGAUCUCAGACCGACUGUCAGGGCGUCCCGCCAUCUAUAGUCUACAAAUACAUGAGCAUCCAGGCAGACCGCGCUGUGCCAGCAGAUAUUUUCCAGAUCCAAGCCACCAGCAUAUAUGCCAACACGCACAACACCUUCAGGAUUAAAGCAGGGAACGAGGCGGGAGAAUUUUUUCUCCGGCGUUCUGGUAACGCGAGCGCCAUGCUUGUGCUGACCAAGCCUUUGUCCGGGCCAAAAGAGUACGUCGUGGAUCUGGAGAUGGUCACCCACCACUUGACCAUGAACUACCGAGCCAGCUCCGUUCUGCGACUCACCAUCAUCGUGGGACCUUACCCCUUUUAAGCAGAGCCCGCGGAUCUGGUUUCACUUCAACGCCUGUUUCAGCUCACUAUACUUCACACAGCACUUACAUGUAGAAUCAUCGGUUACCUGUCCUCUGUAGAUACUCGUGCAAGCUUCAGUCAAACCACACUCUGCUAUUCAGGGACCACUUCUAAUAGUGGUCUUUUUCAAAUGUUAAGAAGAUAAAGGGGCAAAGAGUAGUAACAUCUACUAAAAGAACAGAGUAGACCCAAAGUUUUAGCACAGAUGAAUUGACACUUUGUUUUUAAUUUACACGUCUAGCUGUAAAUAAGAAGCGAUAUCUUAUCCUCGGCAUCACAUGAGUUAUUUACUCUUUAUAAACUCCUGUUCAUAAUUCUAAGGGCUGCUGCACUGCAGUAUUUGUACAAGUUGUACAGGUUUCCACACACGUUUAUGUUUCCAGUUCGGCCCAAAAACAGUUAGAACUGUAAAGAGGUUGUAAUUAACCUUUGAGGUGAGAGAAGUUUCACUUGUGCGACAGCAUGGAGCAUGUACAUACCUAUGUUAGCGAUCUGUGUGUUUGUGUGUGUGUGAUGUCAAUGUGUGUACACAAUCAGAAAAUGUGAGAGUGAAACACAGAGGGGGAAAGAGUGAGAAGGAGCUUGUUCUCCGCCUCGGUUUGGUUCAGUCGCCUUUCUGUGAUGCCAUCCCAAAAGUCACAGAGGCAAUAACAAGAGAUGUUUGAACUUAAGAACAUGUACAGGAAAUUACAGCUUUCAUAACACACCUUGGCAAACUGGCUGCUCACUGGUGCCACACGUUUUCUCCAGAGGACCUUCUAACGCCGGUUCCAGUCGAGAAGCACCAGGCUGGCUUGCACGAGGAAGAUAAUUGAAGUGUUUUUGCCUUUUAGUUGGUUUAUGUGUGACACGAUGGAUUAUCGAAGCGGUAAAGUAACGCCACCAGACUUUUGGCAGACGUCGCACUGCUUCUCAAAAAUGUGUGUGCUCCGGCUCAUUGCUGAAAAACUGAAAACUAACCAAGCUUUGCCUGCAGAGCUUUUCCAAUAGGUGUUGGCAAUAGUGCUUUAGAGGUGAAGUAUAAACAUAAAAAUGUUAUCCUCAUCUAAUUAUUAAUGCUGUCAAGACUUUGAGAGAUAUGCCUUAAUUUUUCUCUUCUAUUUAAAUAUAUAUUUUUCAUAUGUACCCUGUAUUGAUUGUACUCUCAAAAGCUAUAUUGUCAAAUAAAAUCUGAUUGAAAAACA